AUGAUUUUAGAUCGGUGUAAAACAGUGGUAAUAUUGUCUAGUGUUAUAUGUACGCUCGCAGUGGUCAUAUCGCUUCACAGGUUGCUUAACUACGAAAUCAAACUUAUUAAACCUUUCUCUCCGAUCCCCGCGGGUUUAUAUGGCAAUUACUUAGAGCCUAUCGUUGAUGAAUCCCCACCUACGGUUUUAAAAGGUGUUGAUAAGGCUCGUGAUGCAGAAGCAGUAGGAUCUCUUAAUGCUGCAUUAGAAAUGAAGAGAAACGGUAAGACUGAUAAAGCGUUAAAACUCUUCCAACACGCUUUUGCUCUUUCCCCAAAACAUGCAGACAUUUUAAAUCAUUAUGGCGAAUUUUUAGAAGAUACAAAGAAAGAUGUAGUUAAGGCUGAUCAGUUGUACACUUUAGCAUUAUCAAAUUUUCCCGACCAUACUGAUGCUUUGGUUAAUAGGCAGCGCACUGCAAGUAUUGUUGAAAACAUGGACAGAGAAAUGCUACGAAAAAUUGACGAAAAACGAGAUGCACUACUGUCAAUACCAGAAAACAAUUCUGCAUUAAUGAGAGCGAAGAAAGAGGCAUACUUCCAACACAUUUACCAUACAGUUGGUAUAGAAGGCAAUACCAUGAGUUUGCAACAAACUCGGAGUAUUUUAGAAACAAGAAUAGCGGUGGCAGGGAAGAGUAUAGAUGAACACAAUGAGAUUUUAGGUUUAGAUGCAGCUAUGAAAUACAUAAAUUCCACAUUACUUUACCGUUUACGAGACAUCACUAUGGGAGAUAUUCUUGAGAUACAUAAAAGAGUUCUAGGACAUGUGGACCCAGUAGAAGGUGGUCAUUUUAGGAGAACUCAGGUGUAUGUCGGUGGUCAUAUACCACCAGGACCAUCUGAAAUUCAACGACUAAUGACACAGUUCCUCGAUUGGUUGAAUUCUGAAGAUGCAAUGGACCUGCAUCCAGUUAGGUAUGCAGCCCUAGCACACUACAAGUUGGUAUACAUCCACCCAUUUGUGGAUGGCAACGGCCGGACUUCACGCUUACUGAUGAACCUGUUGCUGAUGCAGGCGGGAUAUCCGCCAGUGAUCAUCACCAAGCAGCACCGCCAUCUCUAUUACCAGCAUCUACAGACUGCCAAUGAAGGCGACGUGAGACCCUUUGUCAGAUUUAUUGCGCAGUGUACCGAGCGGACUUUGAACCUUUAUCUGUGGGCGACGAGUGAAUAUAGUCAUAUGGUGAAGGCGAUAGGCGAGCCUCACAUCCUUACCGGUGAGGGCCUUGAAGAUGACCUGCUGUGA
Messenger RNA from Parnassius apollo (apollo), 1287 nucleotides. The record is from the annotation of a GenBank genome assembly. Lineage: Eukaryota; Metazoa; Arthropoda; Insecta; Lepidoptera; Papilionidae.